Molecule: messenger RNA, 2218 nt
Organism: Lampris incognitus (smalleye Pacific opah)
Lineage: Eukaryota; Metazoa; Chordata; Actinopteri; Lampriformes; Lampridae
Gene: uck2b
Product: uridine-cytidine kinase 2b
Exons: 7
Coding region: 1-789 (262 amino acids)
Cellular component (GO): cytoplasm; cytosol
Molecular function (GO): ATP binding; kinase activity
Source: RefSeq, a predicted model, not a curated record
AUGGCCGGUGACAGUGAAACACAGCUUGGGGACCGAGGUGAAAAUAACAAUAUUAUUCGACAACCUUUCCUCAUCGGUGUGUCCGGGGGAACCGCCAGUGGCAAGUCAUCAGUAUGUGAGAAGAUCAUGGAACUACUGGGGCAAAACAAGAUUGAUCAUCACCAGCGGCAGGUGGCCAUCCUCAGCCAAGACAGCUUCUACAGGGAGCUUACUCCAGAGCAGAAGGCCAAGGCACUGAAGGGGCAGUUCAACUUUGAUCACCCAGAUGCCUUUGACAAUGAGCUGGUCAUGAAAACACUCCGACAGAUAAUACAGGGGAAGACGGUCCAGAUUCCAGUUUAUGACUUUGUCACCCAUUCCAGGAAAGAGGAGUUUGUGACUGUUUACCCAGCUGAUGUGGUCUUGUUCGAGGGCAUCUUAAUGUUCUACUCCCAGGAGAUCCGUGAUCUCUUUCAGAUGAAGCUAUUUGUAGACACAGACGCAGAUACACGGCUCUCCCGUAGAGUGCUGAGAGACAUUAGUGAACGGGGCAGAGACCUGGAACAGGUGCUCUCACAGUAUAUAACUUUUGUUAAACCGGCCUUUGAGGAAUUCUGUUUGCCAACCAAGAAGUAUGCAGAUGUAAUCAUUCCGAGAGGAGCAGAUAACAUGGUGGCCAUCAACUUGAUAGUGCAACACAUUCAAGACAUUCUGACCGGCGGACUGAGCAAGCGUCACAAUGGUUGCAUGAACGGCCACAGCACUCCCCGGCAACGACGGACAUCGGAGUCCAGCAGCCGGCCGCACUGACCUCAUCGCAUCUUAGAGAGAGAGAGAGCGAGGGAUGGGAUGUGUGUGUGUUUGAGGGAGGGUUAGCUCUGUAAAUAAUGCCUGUUGGCAUCACUGUAUGUAAGAGGGGAAAAGAAUGGAACAAAGGGAUGCAAAAAAUUAAUUGCAAUGCCUUUUAUUAUGAUUGCUCAUGUUAUUAGUUUGUUUUACUGUCAUUGUCGGUACUCUAGAUAUGUGUGAGGGGAUGAAAGAUAGCCUCUUGCUUUUGUGUGAUGAGACCAUGGGUGAUACGUUGCCCCUUUUUAUUUUCUCCCUUAUUUAAAGAUUUUGUUAAUAAUCCCCUGCUACUCCAUGGAAAAUUCUUGCAGAUAAUUAAUAAAGACGGGGGGAAACAGUUUUUUUUAAAUUUCCUUCUAUGUCUGAUGAAACUUGAACCAGUUUUGACUGGGAAAUUUGAUCGUGUUUGCACGAGCACUACACGGGAAGGUUCUUUUUAUGAAUAUAUGAAAGAUGAGCUGACAAUGCAAAAAUUGCACUCUGUACUUCUGUUACUGACAAUCUUGAACGGGUGUCUCCUACUGUUUUGUUUUCCUUCACUGUGUCCUGUGUAGUGUGCUUCAACAGAGGUGUUUGUGUCACACAUCCUUUCCACCAUGUUCAGUUGGCUUAAUACAAAUACACUACAAGAUAUUGUAGUUCUGACUGACAUAAAAGUGACAAUGUCACUUAAAAAGCUUGAGUAAUACAGUUGACAGCAAGGAUAAAUUAUAAAAUCAGUGUUACAUUCACUCAGCACUGAAUGUUAACAGUGGUUUAACAUUUGGUGGUAUGCAUUUGCUUUUUUUUCCACCCAUUAAUGGGUGGUAAGUGUGUAAUGUUAACUAUGACAACCAAAGCCUGUUUAUAUAGGCACUUCUGUUUGAUUAGUGGGUUAAACACUACCUCCCCAUCCAUAACGGGGUCACAGACUUGCUUAUUGUUUUACAUAGUUGAAUAAAAUGUACAUAAUAUAGUUAGUGAUGUCUCAAAGGUUUUGCUACCAUAAGCAACAAAAACAAAGAAAACCCCACUCAGCUUUGGAACACAUAUAUACUCAGGUUGAUACAGUAUUGUUUUAAAUGCAGAGUCGCUAGGCAAAGUGAGAUAGAAAGAUUAGCAUUACAGCAAUACAUGUUGAGCCAGACGCUUGUGAACCACUAAGAUCUACAAUGCCUCCACUUGAUUGCCUCAGGUUCAAAUUGUAAGUAACCAUAAUAUUAACGUUAUUCUGUUUUCAAAUUGUUCAAAACUGUUAGGUAGCUUUUCUAUGCCUUGUACAGUAUUGUGUAUGAUUUGGUUAAUGAGCGAGUGAAUUUGUGGAGAAUGACUGCUGAACUGGGAGUUUGAUGAUUUGAAGCAAAAUGAAUGCGAGUGUCCAGAGCUUCAUGGUCAAUAAACUGAUGCAACUGAA